This is a messenger RNA of Xenopus tropicalis (tropical clawed frog), 6533 nucleotides long. RefSeq names its product zinc finger protein 865 (gene znf865). Gene Ontology annotation, molecular function: DNA-binding transcription factor activity. Gene Ontology annotation, cellular component: nucleus. Gene Ontology annotation, biological process: negative regulation of DNA-templated transcription. The coding region runs from base 96 to 2924 and encodes 942 amino acids. Lineage: Eukaryota; Metazoa; Chordata; Amphibia; Anura; Pipidae. The record is from RefSeq and is a predicted model, not a curated record. The transcript is spliced from 2 exons.
UGUGACGUCACUCUCCCAUCUCGCGAGAGUGUGACGAAACUGUGGGAGAGCUGGCCUGCGGGAGCUGAGGAGCUGGGAAAGUUUGGACUUGUGAGAUGGAAGCUAAUGCAGGGGAUGAGGGCAUUCACUUUCAGAACUACCCUUUUGAUUUCCUGGAGUUCUUAAACCAUCAGCGCUUUGAGCCUAUGGAAUUGUACAACCACCAUGAACAUGCCAAGGCUGUAGCAGCACUUCCGUGCGCUCCCCCUCAGUACGAAUAUAAUCAUCAGACCCAGCCCAAUCACGUUCAGUUUGCAAGCACUAGCACUUCAAAACCUAAAGAAUUUAAAGUUGAAGCCCCCCCUUCCUCUUCACUUUCUCCCUCCAAAAAGCCAGAUAUAGCUACCACCCAGCAGUUCAACAAUCAGCCUCCAAUCACAACUACCCAGACAAUUUUUGACAGUACUUUCAACGCAGCACAGUGGGGAAUUGUUGAUCUAUCGAGCCACCAACAUCUUUUCAACAAUUUAAAGCGUAGCCUCCCUGUGGCUCAACAGUUGCCAGCUGAAGACGAGAAUAAGGACGAUAAAAACUACUUCCGACGCCUGAAGUAUCUCAUUGACCGUCGCUUUCCUUGCACAGUGUGUCAAAAGUCAUUUAAGCAAUCAUCACAUCUAGUACAGCACAUGCUGGUGCACACUGGUGAAAGGCCCUACGAGUGCAAUACUUGUGGGCGCACAUAUAAUCACAUCUCCAGUUUGAUAAGGCACAGACGUUGUCAUAAAGAGGAAACAGAAGCUGAGGUAACUAAUUCUGUCCCACCCCCAGACGGAGAGGCAGCAGCAGCUGCCGCAGUUGUGGCAGCAGCUGCGGCUGCAAUGUCCGAGGCAGCUGCUGGGUCUGCUGAGAUGCCUGUAACCGGCAGUGAGCAGAGUAUUCCCUUACCUCAGGAUGGGCCAUUCACGUGCACUCUUUGCUGGAAGGUGUUUAAGAAACAAAGCCAUCUUCAUCAGCACCAGAUUAUACACACAGGAGAGAAACCAUUCAGUUGCAGUGUGUGCGCAAAGAGCUUUAAUCGCCGUGAGAGUCUAAAACGUCAUGUAAAGACUCAUUCUGACUCCAUGAAAGUUCAGUGUGAGGUAUGUGGAAAAUCAUUUCGGGACACUUCAUACCUGUUGAAGCACCAAGCAACACAUACAGGUGAGAGGCCAGAUUACAAAUGUGAAUUGUGCGGAAAGUCUUAUGCUGCCCCCCAGAGCCUUUUGAGACAUAAACAGGUUCAUGAGCAAGGCCUUGCAUUGCAGCAGCCAAUGGUGCAGCAGCAGCAGCCCCUCAGCGAGGUGAUUAAAGAACCCACAUCAUCAGUUACAAUAGAAGCAGCUUCACUUCUAGGUACAGAUGUAUCAAACGUUGGUCCAGCUGCUAUUAGUGUAAUUGGGAAAAUUGGAUCCUUUUUCAGUCAGUCUUCUUUACAGAAACCGCCUUCUGUAAUUAACAAUGCCAACAAGAAUUUCUGCUGCAAUGUUUGUGGGCGUGGCUUUGGCAGGCGGGAAACUCUCAAGCGACAUGAACGCAUUCACACUGGAGAGAAGCCACAUCAGUGUUCAGUUUGUGGGAAGCGAUUCAGAGAGUCAUUUCACCUCACUAAACACCAUGUAGUGCAUACCAGAGAGCGGCCAUAUAAAUGUGAGUUGUGUGGAAAGGUGUUUGGCUACCCUCAGAGCCUGACCCGCCAUAAACAGAUCCACAGACUCCAGCUACCUUGUACCGUGGCAACUGGUACUCUUCCACCAGACAGACUUACUUUUGGAUGUACAGAUUGCGGAGAGAGGUUUCCAGACUCUUUUCACCUAAUGAACCACAAGGAGUUGCACAUGAAUGAGAAGCCUUAUGUGUGUGAUACGUGUGGUAAAUGUUUUGGAUUUAUUGAAAACUUAAUGUGGCACAAGCUAGUACAUCAGACAGCAGCAGAGCGUCUCCAUCCUAUAAGUCAGUGUCAAGAUGUAGCAGAAAGCCAACAAGUAAAUUGUUUAGAGACUACUGCCCCUAGUGAUGUCUCUGGAGCUGAAGUUGCUGCAGCAGCAGCAGCUGCUGGAGUUGUGGCCUCUCCUUUUGAGGAACACCCUGUGGUCCCCAGCGGGGAGCGAUUUUCAUGCAGUAUUUGUGGUCAAAGUUUCAAGCACUUUCUCGGCUUGGUCACACAUAAGUAUGUUCACUUAGUAAGACGCACUCUUGCUUGCAAUGUAUGUGGACAGAAUUUUGCAGGUGCUUAUGAUCUGCUACUUCAUCGCCGCACCCACUUGCAGAAGAGGCAUUUCACUUGUUCUGUGUGCGGAAAGCGUUUUUGGGAAGCAGCUCUCCUCAUGCGUCACCAGCGUUGCCAUACUGAAGAAAGACCUUACCGCUGCACCAUUUGUGGCCGUGGCUUCUUGCAUUCUUGGUAUCUUCGCCAGCACAAAGUGGUGCACACUGGGGAGAGAGCAUACAAGUGUGCUCUCUGCAACAAACGAUUUGCCCAGUCAUCUAGUUUGGCAGAACAUCAGCGGUUGCACAUAGUGGCUCGCCCUCAGCGGUGCCCGACCUGUGGCAAGACUUUCCGUUACCGUUCCAAUCUCUUAGAACACCAACGUGUGCACUUAGGUGAAAAGGUUUACCGCUGUGACCAGUGCGGGAAGAGUUUCUUUUACAUUUCCUCCAUCCUUCGGCACCAACGUUCCCAUGAUGCUAAACCAGACCUGCGUUGUUCUUGUUGCCUCAAGCUUUUUAAGGACCCUAAGUAUUUUAGUAAACAUGUGCAAACCCACCAGGGUGGUCGGCCUUUCAAAUGUGGAGCCUGCGGCGAGGCCUUCAGCAAUACCUAUGGACUGAAGAAGCAUCGGCAUGCACAUAAAAUGGAGAGAUUAGCUGCCGCCGCAACACUUGUUGAAGGACAGAAGACUUUGUAACUAGGUCCAUACUAGACAAACAUGCAAAUAUUAUAGCCUUGUUAUUGCUUCUCACUGACCACAUUUUCUGUAAAGUUCCCAUAAACUGUAACUAUAAGAGGGUUAAGAUAUUGUAAUUAGUCCACUUUGUGUGUUUAGAUGCAGUGUAACAGCAGACUGUGAGCAGAGCAAGUCAUCACCUGUGCUGGACUGGUCAGUAUCUGUUCAUGAAUAUCAAAACCUUCGCUGCUGUAAUAUCGGCUACAAAUAAUGAUGAAAUAUAUAUUCAGUGCUGUGAAUUGCUGCCAUUAUCAUUUUCUACUGUUGAGAAUGGUAAAACGCAAACGUAAUGUACAAACUUAAAAUAAAUGCUAUAAACUGUAAUAAUGUAAUUUACCCAAGAGAACAGUGAAUCAGAAAAUUCUGAUGGUCGUAAAACGGGUCCAUUCCUUAUGUAGAUGUAAAAAAAAAAAAUGGUUGUUGUGCAUUUAUAAAUGAAGGACUCGAUAAAAGGCAUUAUGUAUCAUCUAACCAAAGAAAGUAUGUAAGUAGUAGGCUAUGCUAACAAUGUUAUUGGCUUCACUAAAAUACAACAAAUCAUUUUGUGCAGGGUUUGUUGGUUACAGAACUUGACAUCAACGCUUUGCAUUUUUUGUUGAACUGUUGGGUAAUGUCUGGGUGAGCACCUUGCCCUUCCCACCCUUUCAGAUUUCAAUGCGCUGGAACAGAAAUACCCCUCAAUGUCUGCUUCUGUACAGGGAAGAAGCAUGCAUACACAAACUGGCAGCGUUUGAGUACACUAUGUAUUAUUUACAUACCCCCUUUCCUAGGUCUCGAAUCUAUUAGAUCCGUUUGUUUAUUCUUUUUGUUUUUAAUCCAAAGUAUUAUACAAUGUAUACAUCUGUUUUCAUUGAAACACAUCCUAUGUUCACUGACUGUAGGAUUGCAUUUCUAGGCCAAAACUAUUAAGCAGCUAUAAAAAAAACAAAAACUCAGGGCUAUUCUGUUGAUACAUUUUAAUCAGCUCAAAUCUUAUCUGUUCCACUAAACAGUUUGCACCUUUUUUGCUAAAUGUAUGCACUGAAAUCAGCUCAGUGUGCCUAUACCUGGACAGGUGCAAUGGCUCCAGGUACAGGCAAAGCACAUUAAUAAGCUUUUUAAAGCGUAGUGGUGGAUUCUCCCACUGCGUUUAUCCUCAGGCCAAGAAUUUGCCCCAUGUAGUAGGAGCUUUAGAGUCAGACAGUGUAGAAGGAUUUGGUAAGACACCCCUGGCAGUCAGUGUGACACUUAACUAUAGAAUUGUUGGAACAGAGGGGAAUGCAUAUGUAAAACAUCAGUUUAUGUAGGCAGUCAAGGAAACAAAGUAAGUUGGGAUUUUUGGUUUGGGUUGAAUGACGGCACAACAGAAGGGUUCUAGAAGAAGGGUAGCUGUGGCAAAGGAGAAUUAAUGGUCUUUAUGCAAGGCAAAAUCUUCAAACAGGCAUCUGUUGUUGCCAUUUCCCAGUCUCUUGCACUUGCAAUAUCCAAACUGCUUAUAUCUGACAUUUGCUGUAUUUAGGCCAGUAUGGGCCUGAGAGAAGCUUCAGAUAAACACUGCUAGAGGGAAAGUAACUAUAUGAACAUUUGAAAAUGUUCUUUCUGCCCCAGCCUGCUUACCAAUAGAACAGGCGCUUGGGGAAGCCUAUAACAGGUCACUCGUUUGAUGGGGUCACCAGGGGACUUGGUCAACUGGGCCAACUUUCAGACAUAUUUGCCUAUGCAGAGGUAUCUGAAGAUGUUGAUGACUUGGUCUGGAGUGGCUCAGUUGGCAUCCAGUGUCUGCCCGGGUACAUCCAUCUUAAGGAUGGGCUUACUUGUAUUGGCAUUAUUCUUUAAUAUCACAAUUUGUGGGUGUGCUAGUUGACCUUUAAGACAUGAUUUUGGUACCACCAAAACAAGGAUUUAUUGUUGAGCUCUGUGAGGCAGAUUUCAGAAUUGUUGGGAUUAGUGAUGAGCGAAAUUUUUACUUCGGCCAUGGAUUUGCACCAAAUUUCCAUGUUUCGCCAUUGGCAGAUUUUUUCGCAAAACAGGAGCAAAAAUUAACUGCAGAAAAAUUCACUGCAUGAGGAAAAAAAGUUGUGUUAAAAAAAAAAAACGAGACAUAUUAGCUUAUCACUAUUGGGACUGUAACCCAACUAAUAUUUUAUUAAGUAGAACGAUUUUCAAGUUGGCUUAACGUUUACUCAUUUUACAUAAUAAAUGUUCAUUUCUAGGAGCCAGAGUAGCUCUGAUUGCUAUUAUGGUGUGACCUCUACCAACUCUUUGAAGCUAUAACAUUUGUAGGUCAUGUUUUUAUGAAAUAUACUGACCUACUUGCUGCCUUUUACAAAUGAUUAUAUUUAUUAAAUUCCAUCUCUCAAUGGCACGCAGCUAUGAAUUUUCCCUGCUUUAAAUGCAGUGCCAGAAUACCCCAAAUCCCCCCCCCCCCCCCCCCCCAUUGCUGGCAACUAAAAUUGUCAAAGUGUCUGCAAAAAUUAUAUGAUUCCUAUUUAAAGUGUGAUUUGAGGUGUCAUUGAGGCAAAAAAAAACAUGGCGGGCAAGAUGCCCAAAAUUGUUGUGUGCCGUAAACCUUUAUGUCACAAAGAAAGCCCUGCAUUAGGCAUCAUUUAUAACUACAUGUGCAGCGCUCCAUUUAUGAGGCAUUCACAGCAGAUGUGUCAAAAGUGAUGAAAAUUGUCAGCUUUGCUCACCAUCAAAAUGAGGUGUGGGGUCAGUUCCUUAGGCACUGUGUGUAUUGGUGCAGCCCACUGGGAACCCUGCAACUACCCCCCACCUUUACAGGUCAUGGUAACUCCAGGGUUCCCCUGAAUAAUAGGCGCACUUAUGCUUAUUUCCUAACAGGAGGCAAGGAGCAGACUUAGGGCUAUUUACCAUACAGUUUAAUCAGGUAAAAAUGCAUUUGUUUGUACUUACCAUUAUUUUGUUGGGUCAGUGUGACACCUGGCACUUGUACUUUAUUCAGAACAGGAGGCAAAUUAACUCGGUGGCGCAGAGUACCACUGUAUGGAAGUGCAGAUAAGUACCUUCAAUGAAUAGGAUUUUUUUUUGUGCAACUGCAGCCAGUUUUAGCGGCCCCACAACUUACAGUCUACUGCCUUCUGCCUCUGUAACUACUCAGUAUAAUGGCCUUUUUAACAUAACUGUCAUUUAAUAAGCUUAAUUGUGGUCCAGUUUUUUAAAAAAUGCCACGAGGUUAAAAAACUGUAUCAGAUCAUUUCAAAUUCUGAUUAAAACACUGUUAUUGUCUUUGUGCCAAUUUACUAUAUCCAAAUGAACCCAAAUAUCAAAUUUUCUGUGUUUUUUUGUCAGAUGUGUAUGCUGUACAACUGCACAUAUUCACUGCUUUUGUUUCAUAUGGAUUUUUAAUGACCCCCCCCCCCUUGCUUUUGACAUGGUUUUUAGUGUUCAAAUUAUUCAUGCAAUUUGUGAAGCUUUUCUUUUUGUAAUAUCCUUGCCAGUAUACAUUGUAGCAGCUACUGUCUGUUCUGUCUUGAGAACAGUCAAGACAAACCAGCCAUUAAACAAAGCAUUUUCAAAUGAUGGGCAUUUGUAAUACCAUUGUCUCUAAAUUAAAUACAGAAGUUACAUCAA